AUGGGGAGCCUCCAGGGGCACCAUAUCCAGCCUCCAGGGAGCAAUCUCACCCAGCCUCCAGGAGUAACCACUCCAGCCUCCAGGAAGCACCAUCCAGCCUCCGUGGCACCCAUCCAGCUUCCGGGAGCACCAUCCAGCCUCCAGGGAAACCAGCCUCCGGGGCACCCAUCCAGCCUCCGUGGGCACCACCCAGCCUCCGGGAACACCCAGCCUCCAGGGAAACCAGGCAACCUCGAGGGAAACCAUCUAGCUCCAGGAAAACCACACACUCCGGGGCACCACUCAGUUUCCAGGAGCACCACGCAGUUUCCAGGAGCACCACCUGUCCAGCACUACACCCAACCUCGGGGCACCACCCAGAAUCCAGGAGCACCACCCAGUCCCUCCGAGCACCACCGGAGCCCAGGCACCACCCAGUCCUCCGGGAGCACCAAUCGAGCCUCCGAGCACCACCCAGCCCAGGGGCACCAUCCAGCCUCCGGGGCACCACUCCAACCCGGGGCACCACCCAGAAUCCAGGAGCACCACCCAGUCCUCCGGGAGCACCACCCAGUCCUCCGGGAGCACCACCGAAAGCCUCCGAGCACCACCCAGUCCUCCGGGAGCACCACUGAGCCUCCGGGAGCACCACCCAGCUCCAGGCCUCCGGGAGCCACCACCCAGCCUCCAGGCCACCACCCAGCCUCCAGGAGCAAUCUCACCGAGCCCAGGGCCACCACCCAGCCUCCAGGAGUGCCCACCGAGCCUCCAGGGCCACCCACCCAGCCUCCAGGGCCACCACACCCAGCCCUCCAGGGAGUACCCACCCAGCCUCCAGCGCCACCUCACCCAGCCUCCGGGGCACCACCGAGCCUCCGGGAGCAAUCUCACCCAGCCUCCAGGAGUACCACCCAGCCCUCCGGAGCUCCACCCAGCCUCCUGGAGCACCAUCCAGAACCAGGAAACCACCAGCCCAGGAACCACCCAGCCUCGGGAGCACCCAGCCUCCGCCCAUCCAGCCUGGGCACCUUCCAGCCUCCGGAGGCCCACUCAGCCUCCGGGGCACCACCCAGCCUCCCUGGGCACCAUCCAGCCUCAGCAUCAUCCAGGGCCAGGGCCCAUCCAGCCCAGGAAACCACAGCCUCACAGGUGCACCCUCGGCCUCCAACCCCAGCCCAGGAAACCAGAGCCCCCACCACCAAAGAAACCAUCCAGCUCCAGGAGACCACCCAGCUCCGGCGGCACCAUCCAGCCUCCGGGCACCUUUCCAGCCUCCGGGAGGCCCAUCACCUGAGCCGGGCACCAUCCAGCCUCCUGCACCAUCCAGCCCGGCAUCAUCCAGCCUGGGGCACCAUCCAGCCUCAAGGAAACCACACAGCCUCAGGGCCGGGCACCCCAGCCCAGGAAACCCGGCAGCCUCCAGGGAAACCACACAGCCUCCAGGAACCAUCCAGCCUCCAGGAGCACCCCCCAGCCUGGGAGCACCCAGCCCCGGAGCACUACCCAGCACCGGGCACCAGCCAGUUCCGGGGCACCAUCCAGCCUCCUGGGCACCAUCCAGCCUCCAUGGGCAUCAUCCAGCCUCGGGGCACCCAUCCAGCCUCCAGGAAACCAGCCCAAGGUGCACCCGGCCGGGGCACCUCCCCAGCCCACCUGGGGGCACCAUCGAGCCUCCAGGAGCUCCACCCCAGCCUCCUGAGCACCAUCCAGAAUGCAGGGAAACCACCCAGCCUCCAGGAAACUCACCCAGCCUCCGGGAGCACCGCACCCAGCCUCCGGCGGGCACCAUCCAGCCUGGGGGCAUCCUUCGGCCCGGAGGCGCCUCCGGGCACCAUCCAGCCUCCGGGCACCAUCCAGCCUCCAUAUCCACUCCGGGGCACCAUCCAGCCCAGGAAACCACACAGCCUCAAGGUGCACCUCGGCCUCCUGGGCACCUCCCAGCUCCAGGAAACCAGGCAGCCCCAGGAAACCACACAGCCUCAAGAAACCAUCCAGCCUCCAGGAGCACACCCAGCCUCCGGCGGGCACCAUCCAGCCUCCGGGGCAACUUCCCAGCCUCGUGAGGCUCCAUCGAGCCUGGGGCACCAUCCAGCCUCCUUGGGCACCAUCCAGCCUCCUGGGCAUCAUCCAUGCCUCCGGGGCACCACAUCCAGCCCUCAAGGAAACCACACAGCCUCAAGGUGCACCCUCGGCCUCUGGGGGCACCUCCCAGCUUCCAGGGAAACCAGGCAGCCUCUAGGGAAACCACACAGCCUCCAGGGAAACCCAUCCAGCCUCCAGGAGCACCCCCCAGCCUCCGGGAGCACCUCCAGCCUGGGAGACCACCCAGCCUCCGGGGGCACCAGCCACCUCCGGGGCACCAUCCAGCCUCCUUGGGCACCAUCCAGCCUCCAUGGGCAUCAUCCAGCCUCCGGGGCACCAUCCAGCCCAGGGAAACCACAGCCUCAAGGCACCUCGGCCUCCGGGGCACCCCCCAGCCCAGGAAACCAGCAAACCAUCCAGCCUCGGGAGGCACCACCCAGCCUCCGGGAGUACCACCAGCCUCCGGGGCACCACCCAGCCUCCGGGAGCACCAUCAACCUCAGGAGCACCACCCAGCCUCCAGGAGCAGCAUCCAGCCUCAGGAGCACCACCCAGCUUCAGAACACCUUCCAGCAUCCAGGAGCACCACACCCAGCUUCCAGGAACACCAUCCAGCCUCAGGAGGCACCACCCAGCCCCAGAACACCAUCCAGCUGGGAGCACCACCCAGCCUCCAGGAGCGCCAUCAGCUUCAAGGGGUACCAUCCAGCCUUCAGGGCACCAUCCAGCUUCAGGAACACCAUCCAGCCUCGGGAACUGCUACAGCCUCCAGGAGCACCACCCAGCCUCCAGGAGGCCUGCCCAGCCUCUGGGGGCACCAUCCAGCACCUCAGGGCACCACUUAGCUUGGGGCACCAUCAGCCUCCGAGGGGGCACCAUCCAGCUUCCAGGGAGCACCAUCAGCCUCCGGGGUACCACACCCAGCCUCCAGGGAGCACCACCAGCCUCCAGGCAGCAUCCAUAUCAACAGCACCAUCCAGCCUCCGGGGGCACUAUCCAGCCUCCGAGGGCACCAUCCAGCCGCUGGGGGGGGCACCACCCAGCCUCAGGAGCACCACAGCCUCCGGAGCACCAUCCAGCCUCGGGAGCACCACCCAGCCUCCAGGGCAAUCGCUUCAGGAACCAUCCAGCCUCAGGGAGCAGCAUCAGCCUCCAGCAGCACCAUCCAGCCUCCGGGGGCACCAUCCAGCCUCCGAGGCACCAUCCAGCCGCUGGGGGCACCACCCAGCCUCCGGGAGCACCACCCAGCCUCGGAAUACCGCAGCCUCCAGGGGCACCAUCCAGCCUCAGGAACACCAGCCAGCCUCAGGAGCACCACCUAGCCUCCAGGAGCUGCCAUCAGCCUCCAGCAGCACCAUCCAGCUUCGGGAACACCAGCUAGCCUCAGGGGUACCACCCAGCCUCAGAAGCACCAUCCAGCCUCCAGCCUCACCAUCAGCCUCCGGAAGCACCAUCCACCCUCCAGGAGGCGCCGUCACCCUCCAGGAACACCACCCAGCCUGCAGAAGCACCACCCAGCCUCCUGGAGCACCAUCCAGCCUCCGAGGCACUACCCAGCCUCAGGGAAAUAUCCAGCUUCCCGAGAGGAAAACCCCACAGCCUCUGGGAAUCACCCACUCAGCCUCCGGGGGCAUCUCCCAACCUCCAGGCACCAUCCAGUCUCCCGGGGGCACCAUCCAGCCUCAGGGGCACCAUGAGCCUCAGAAGCACCAUCCAGCCUCCAGGAGGAGCACAGCCCAGCCUCCAGGCGCAGCAUCAGCCUCCAGCAGCACCAUCAAGCCUCGAGGCACCAUCCAGCCUCCGGGGGCUUCACCCAGCCUCCGAGCACCAUCCAGCCUCCAGGAGCGCCGUCCACCCUCAGGAACACCACCCAGCCUCCCAGGAGCACCACCCAGCCUCCUGGAGCACCAUCCAACCUCCAGGAGCACCAUCCAGCCUCGAGCACCACCCAGCCUCGGGAGCACCAUCCACCCUCAGAAAACCAUCCAGCUUCCAGGAAAACCCCACACAGCCUCUGGGAGUACCACUCAGCCUCGAGGGGGCACCUCCCAGCCUCAGGAGCACCAUCCUGCCUCCGGGGGCACCAUCCAGCCUCCCGGGGCACCAUCCAGGCCUCCAGGGCCUGGCCUCCUGGAGCACAAAGCAAAAUCAGGAAACCACCCAGCCUCCAGAAAGUACAGCCUCGGGAGCACCACCCAGCCUCGGGCACCAUCCAGCCUCGGGGGCAAAUUCCCGGCCUCGGAGAAAUCAUCACUCUCAGAGGCACAUCCAGCCUCCUUGCGCACCAUCCAGCCUCGGAGGUAUCAUCCAACCUCAGGGCACCAUCCAGCACUCAGGGAAACCACACAGCCUCAGGGUACACCCCCUCGGCCUCGAGGCACCUCCCAGCUUCCAGGAAACCAGGCAGCCUCAGGAAACCACACAGCCUCCAAAAGCCAUCCAGCCUCCAGAGCACCGCAGCCUCCGGGAGCACCCAGCCUCGGGAGCCUCCUUAGGCACCAUCCAGCAUCGGGGGCAUCAUCCCAGCCACCGGGGGCACCACCCAACCUCCAGGGGCACCAUCCAGCCUCCUUGGGCACCAUCAGCCUCUGGAGCACUACCCACACCACCGGGGGCACCAUCCAGCCUCGGGGGCACCAUCCAACCUCGCCGGGCACCAUCCAGCCUCAGGGCACCACGCUACCAGGGAGCACCCAGCCUCAGGAGCCACCACCCAGCCUCCAGAGGCUGUCAGCCUCAGGGGCACCACCCAGCCUCCGGGGGCACCAUCCCAGCCUCCUUGGGCACCAUCCCGGCCUCCGGGGCACCAUCCAGCCUCAGGGCACCAUCAGCCUCCGGGGCAUCAUCCCCCCCUCCGGGGCACCAUCCAGCUACUCAGGGCACCAUCCAGCCUCGGGGCAUCAUCCCGCCUCAGGGGCACCAUCAGCCUCCCAGGAAACCACACAGCCUCAAGCCUCGGGGCACCAUCCAGCCUCCGGGGGCACCACUGCCAGCCUCCGGGGCACCACCCAGCCUCAGGGGCACCAUCCAGCCUCAGGGGCACCAUCCAUCCUCGGGGAACACCAUCCGAGCCUCAGGAGCUCCCUUAACCUCCUGGAUCACCAUCCAGCCUCAGGUAAACCACCCAGCCUCCAGGGGAAACCACCCAGCCUCAGGAGCUACAGCCUCAGGGAGCUACUACCCAGCCUCGGGGGCACCAUCCAGCCUCCAGGAAACCACUUAGCCUCGGGGGGCACCAUCCAGCCUCCAGGGAAUCACCCAGCCUCCAGGAAACCAUCCAGCCUCCAGGGAAACCAUCAGCCCCUCGGGAGCACCAUCCAGCCUCAGGAGCACUACCCCGGCUCUCUCCAGGGCACCACCCAGCCUCCAGGGGGCACCAUCCAGCCUCAGGGGCACCAUCCAUCCUCCGGGGAGCACCAUCCAGAACCUCCAGGAGCUCCACCCAACCUCCUGGAUCUGUCAACCUCAGGUAAACCACCCAGCCUCAGGGGAAACCACCCAGCCUCCGGGAGCACCACCCAGCCUCCGGGAGCACUACCCAGCCUCAGGGGCACCAUCCAGCCUCAAACCACCCAGCCUCGGGGCACCAUCCAGCCUCAGGGAAUCACCCCAGCCUCAGGAAGCCUCCAGCCUCAGGAAACCAUCCAGCCUCGGGAGCACCAUCCAGCCUCCAGAGCACUGCCCAGCCUCCGGGGCACCACAUGUACUUCUCGGGGGCACCAUCCCAACCUCGCCCAGGCACCAUCCAGCCCAGAAUCAUCAUCCAGCUUCCGGGGACAGCAUCCAGCCUCGGGAACCACACAGCCUCAGGUGCACCCUCGGCCUCGGUACCUCCCAGCUUUCCAGGAAGCCAGGCAGCCCUGCGAGGGCACCUCCCAGCCUCGGGACACCACCCAGCUUCGGGAAGCACCCCACAACCUCAGGGCACCACCCAGCCUCAGGGAAAUGCCCACAGCCUCAAGGGGCACCCCCCGGCCUCCCAGGCACCUCCCAGCUUCCAGGGUAGGCAGCCUCCAGGGAAACCACCCGGCCUCCAGGGCUGCCAGCCUCGGGGGAGCACCACCCAACCCGGGGAGGCACCACAGCCUCUGGGGGCACCAUCCAGACUCCUUGGGCACCAUCCAGCCUCCGGGGGCAUCAUCCAGCCUCAGGGGCACCACUAACCUCAGAAACCACACAGCUUCCAAGGGGCACCCUCGGCCUCGGGGCACCUCCAGCUUCCAGGAAAACCAAGGCAGCCUGCGGGGGCACCUCCCAGCCUCCAGGGGCCACCACCCAGCUUUCCUGGGCACCACCUUGUACUCAGGGAGCACUACCCAGCCUCCGGGGCACCACCCCUCAGGGGCACCACCCAGCCUCAGGGGCACCACGCAGCCUCAGGGGGCACCACCCAGCCUCAGGAGCACCACCCGGCCUCCAAGGCACCCGCAGCCUCCGGGAGCACCAUUUAGCCUCGGGGCACCACCCAGCCUCGGG
Molecule: messenger RNA, 6537 nt
Organism: Homarus americanus (American lobster)
Lineage: Eukaryota; Metazoa; Arthropoda; Malacostraca; Decapoda; Nephropidae
Product: proline-rich protein 36-like
Exons: 11
Source: RefSeq, a predicted model, not a curated record